Molecule: messenger RNA, 963 nt
Organism: Fonsecaea nubica
Lineage: Eukaryota; Fungi; Ascomycota; Eurotiomycetes; Chaetothyriales; Herpotrichiellaceae
Exons: 1
Coding region: 1-963 (320 amino acids)
Molecular function (GO): hydrolase activity
Source: RefSeq, a predicted model, not a curated record
AUGCCUCUUGUGCUGGAUCCCGAGUUCGCCAAAGUGUUGGAGCCAUUGCUCCCCACCCUGGCAAAUGCCCCAAAGGUUGCUGUAGGAGAUGUCGUGGGAAGGCGCCAGGCGCUGGACACCUUCUUCGGCCCCGUGUACCACGCGUAUCCCGACCCAGACGAGGUCGCCGAGGAGAAACAUCACGUCAAGUCUAGCGACGGCUUCGAAGUCCCCAUCUAUCGCUUCAUCAAAAAGGGUGCGCCUACCACAGGCUCAGUAUCAGCCGUCUACUAUGUGCACGGCGGGGGGUACAUCGCCAUGGACGUGGCCAUCUACCGUAAGAAGAUCAAGGACCUUGUCUCCCGGUCCGGCGUCCAGAUCUUCACCCCAGAUUUCAGACUCGCGCCCGAAGCACCUUAUCCCCUCCCCAUCGAGGACAUCUGGGCCGGGUUACAGGAUUUGAGCCGCAACGCCACAAAAUACGGUGUUGACCCGGCCCGCAUUGCCAUCAUGGGCGACAGUGGCGGCGGCGGCCUCGCAGCGGGUCUUGGAUUGAAGGCCAGAGAUGAAGGUCUGAGCCCACCUCUGGCCAAGCAGAUCCUGGUGUAUCCCAUGGUGGACGAUCGCAACACCAAGCCCAUUAAAGCGCUGGAGCCAUUUGCAACCUGGACCAUCGAUGACAACAUCACUGGCUGGCAGGCAUACCUGAGCGGCAAAGCAGGCGCACCUGAUGUUCCGUACUACGCUGCGGCGGCACGCGUACAAUCGGUCGAAGGCCUCCCGCCGACUUACAUUGACGUGGGAGACUUGGAUAUAUUCCGUGACGAGGACAUCGAAUACGCCCGCCGUAUCGCGGCCGCCAAUAUCCAGACUGAGCUCCAUGUAUAUCCAGGUGUGCCCCACGGCUUUGAUCUGGUGGCGAAAGAUAUCUCUGCGACUGUGAAUGCAAUGGCGAACCGAGUUCGAGCGAUACAGUCGAUUUAA